This is a messenger RNA of Labeo rohita (rohu), 1123 nucleotides long. It is a transcript of the gene mrpl23, whose product is annotated as mitochondrial ribosomal protein L23. Lineage: Eukaryota; Metazoa; Chordata; Actinopteri; Cypriniformes; Cyprinidae. Gene Ontology annotation, biological process: mitochondrial translation. The transcript has 5 exons. Bases 104 to 565 code for a protein of 153 amino acids. The record is from RefSeq and is a predicted model, not a curated record. Gene Ontology annotation, cellular component: ribosome; mitochondrial large ribosomal subunit. Gene Ontology annotation, molecular function: structural constituent of ribosome.
CUGCGCAGUUUUCACAGCAGUCGGUGCUCGAGGACCUUGAGCACAUGAAAAUAAAAUCAAAACAGCACAUGUGUUUGUAGAAGUCCCAGAGCAGUUACAGGACAUGGCGAAACGGAUAAUAUAUCCUUUAUACCAGCUUGGUAACCCACAGCUGAGGUUAUUCCGGCCCACCUCCAAUCUGACCCUGGUGAGACCCGGCAAAGAACAGCCACCUGAUACCGUACAGUUUCGCAUUCCUAUGGAAAUGACCAAGUUUGAUGUCAGAAAUUAUCUAGAGAAGAUCUACAGCGUUCCUGUUGCAGCUGUACGCACAAGGAUCCAGUACUGUACAAACAAGAAACGAAACCACUUAAACCAGCGAGUAAAGAGGCCGGAUUACAAAGUGGCAUAUGUUCAACUGGCUCAGCAGCAAACCUUCCAGUUUCCUGAUAUCUUUCCCGAGAAGGAUAAGAAGCACGAGGAGGGCUCUGUUGAGGAGAUGCAGGAGAAGUUCAUGGAGGACGAGCGUCAGAGGCAGAAACCAGAUCCCAGAAGAGGAGGAGUUACUGAAUGGUUUGGCCUCUAGACAGACAAGUGUUGAAUGAAGAAUGACUUCAGAGAGGCAACAGCUGAAUGAAGAAUGUGGUGUAUUGUAGAUUAUGUAUUUGCGCAGGAAGAGCCAUUUACAGUGAUCCGACCAGCGUCCAUAGAGGGCCGUUUGCAGCGAUCUGAUCUGACUCUAUGGAAAGACACACUGUCUGAGAGAAGGCUUGGAAAUCCAUUACUCCGAUAGAAUCAUGUGCUCCGUCAAUGAACGCUAAUGUCUAUGUAGCAUAUGAUCACUCCUGAGCAUCUGCCAUGUCACGAAAGCCUUUCAGGUUAUGUUCUCCUCCCACAGGUCUCCGAAACUUGCUUAAACGACGUCUUCCUUGCAAGGUUCUUCCUUUUCUUUCAAGUUCCCCCAAACUGCUUUUCUAUUCCCCUCGCGGAUCGUCAAGGUAGUUCAUGAACUUCUUGCGGUAAAGUUGUCAAUCUAAUGAAGUGAUUCUCUGGUUCUUCGUGCGAAAUCAUGCUCUUAAUGUUGUUCCUGAAAGCUGUUUUAAAAAACUGCAUACUUCAAUUCCAAUAAAGCAGUACAGCAUGA